This is a messenger RNA of Besnoitia besnoiti, 549 nucleotides long. Its product is annotated as putative ubiquitin conjugating enzyme E2. Lineage: Eukaryota; Apicomplexa; Conoidasida; Eucoccidiorida; Sarcocystidae. Gene Ontology annotation, biological process: DNA damage tolerance; protein K63-linked ubiquitination. The transcript is spliced from 5 exons. The coding region runs from base 1 to 549 and encodes 182 amino acids. The record is from RefSeq and is a predicted model, not a curated record. Gene Ontology annotation, cellular component: nucleus.
AUGACGGAGACGGCGAUUGUGAGCCGGGCUGACAGGAGUACGUACAGCGGCGAGUGGAGAGGGGGGACCUAUGCAGACUUGGAGGAAGCGUUUUCUUUCUGCGCAUGCGACUCGAGUGAUUUGUCCUACCUGCAGACCGUGGUAGUGCCACGCUCGUUCCGGUUGUUGGACGAACUGGAGAAGGGGCAGAAGGGACAGGUCGCGGAGGGCGUCUCUUUCGGCCUAGAAGAGGCAGAUGACAUUUCCCUGACGAGGUGGUCCGGCACAAUUUUUGGCCCGCCAGGAACGGCGUUCGAAAACAGAAUAUACUCUGUUAGCAUCACCUGCGGCCCGAGCUAUCCUGACGAGCCGCCUGAGGUUUGCUUCCGAACUCGAAUUAAUAUGCACGCUGUGGAUCCAAAAGGUUUGGUGCUGCGCAUUAGUUUCCCGCUGCUGAGGUCUUGGCAAAGACACUACACUUUGGAUCUUCUCUUGAACGCGCUUCGUCAGGAAAUGGCCGCUCCUGCCAAUCGAAGGCUUCCCCAGCCCCCCGAGGGGGACAUGUACUGA